UUUUUUUUGGCUGCUUGGGGCGGCCAAAACCCUGGAGCCGGCCCUGGCCUUCAGGCUUCCAAGUUGAUCACACAUCCAGCUUUGUACUCUGAAUUCUAACCUUGUUUUUGAAAAAAUCUUUUGAUCUCCACUAAAAAAUCCACUUCCUGGAAAGAAAAUCCAGGAAGCCAGACUCCGCCUCUCAAAAGGCAAAUCCUGUAACAUAACACUGGGGAAGAGAAAGGAGCGCAGCUGAUCUUAGAAAACAGCAACUGAAGGACGAAAACUGCUAGAGCCCAGAAGGGAUCCUAGCCUCUGAUCAACGAAAAAGCCUACAACAACCAAACUGAAUACACACCCAGCGUUUCCAGAAUGGAAAAUAAUGAAAAUGUCUUAAGGAGGAAAUUAGAAAUGGUCUGUGGUGUUCCCCUAUUCUGGAGUAUUGUUGAAGAAUGGGCCCAGGUGGAAUCAUUCCAGGCGAGGCCAGAUGACCUUCUCAUUUCCACCUACCCGAAGUCAGGCACAACCUGGAUCAGUGAAAUUGUGGACAUGAUCUAUAACAACGGUGAUACAGAGAAGUGUAAACGGGAUGCGAUUUACGUUCGGGUCCCUUUCAUGGAGCUGAUCAUCCCUGGAAUUUCAAAUGGUGUUGCACAGCUGGCUAAAAUGCCCUCUCCCCGGUUAGUAAAGACCCAUCUUCCUGUUCAACUCCUUCCUGACUCUUUCUGGGAAAACAACUGCAAGAUCAUCUACGUUGCCCGAAAUGCUAAGGAUGUGGCAGUCUCUUAUUACCAUUUCUACCAAAUGGCAAAGAUGCAUCCAGAGCCUGGCACCUGGGAUGAAUUCCUGGAGAAGUUUGUAACUGGGGAAGUUGCGUUUGGACCUUGGUAUGAUCAUGUGAAAGGCUGGUGGGAGAAGAGAAAGGACAAGCCAAUUCUGUACCUGUUCUAUGAGGACAUGAAAGAGGAUCCUAAACGUGAAAUACAAAAGGUGUUACAGUUUCUGGGAAAGGACUUGAAGGAGGAUGUGGUGAAUAAAAUCCUUCAUCACACCUCAUUCCAGGAGAUGCAGAAGAACCCCACUGCCAAUUAUAAGAUGGUAUCAAAAGAUCAUAUGGAUCACAGUGUGUCUCCCUUUAUGAGAAAAGGUAUUGCGGGCGACUGGAAGAAUCACUUCACCGUGGCCCAGAAUGAGGCAUUUGACUCAGAUUAUAAAGAGAAGAUGAAGGGAUCGACACUGCAGUUCCGAACGGAGAUCUGAAGCAGCAGUAGCUUCCUUCCCCCUGGCUUAGGUGUUUAGUUGGCUUAGACAAGAGAGAAAUUGAAAUUAAAUGGUGGCACCAAAGCAAACAGCAA
Messenger RNA from Chrysemys picta bellii (western painted turtle), 1334 nucleotides. RefSeq names its product sulfotransferase 1 family member D1-like. NCBI's taxonomy places the organism in Eukaryota, Metazoa, Chordata, Testudines, Emydidae. Gene Ontology annotation, cellular component: cytoplasm. Gene Ontology annotation, molecular function: aryl sulfotransferase activity. The record is from RefSeq and is a predicted model, not a curated record. Gene Ontology annotation, biological process: sulfation.